Suillus discolor is the source of this 501-nucleotide messenger RNA. RefSeq names its product asparaginase-domain-containing protein. The annotation marks the transcript as partial. The record is from RefSeq and is a predicted model, not a curated record. NCBI's taxonomy places the organism in Eukaryota, Fungi, Basidiomycota, Agaricomycetes, Boletales, Suillaceae. The transcript has 4 exons. Gene Ontology annotation, molecular function: asparaginase activity.
GAAUGUCGAAAUGUCACUGAUGGUGUCUAUGAGACAUGUCUGCCAAGUCUUGUAACUCCCCGAAGUGUCGUACCCGGACACGGUCAUACGAAACGCAUACGCUAUGCAAUUCUUGAGUGGAAUCCACUACUUGAUAGUAGCAACAUGGAAAUGGACGGUGCUCCCGCCGAGAUCAAGCUAAACUACACUUCUUUCGAUGCAUUUGUAGUAUUACAUGGCACCAAUACCAUGUCAUACACUUCCAGUGCACUCAGCUUCCUGCUCGAGGAUCUUGGUAAAACUGUUAUCCUCACCGGAGCUCAAAUACCUCUCUCACAACUUCGAAACGACGCUGUCGACAAUCUCCUUGGCGCACUGUCUAUUGCAGGCAACUAUAUCAUACCAGGUAAUGUAACAUUUCGAUCAUGCAGCUGUAGUUUAUUAUUUGUUCUGGAAUGCAGCUUGUAUUUUAAUCACACCUUGCACCACGGUAAUAAGGUACAAGCAUACAUUGACAUCUAA